Molecule: messenger RNA, 3267 nt
Organism: Effrenium voratum
Lineage: Eukaryota; Dinophyceae; Suessiales; Symbiodiniaceae
Source: the annotation of a GenBank genome assembly
AUGAAUGGCGGCACCGCCUCCGGCCACUCCAACGAAGUCGUCAGGGACAACUUCAUCCCGGUCUUCGAUGGAAGACCCAACAACAACAAGGAGGACACCUACUGGGAGGACGAGGACAACAACACCUACCCCGAUCAACCCACCGAAGAGGAACAACCACAAGACUUCAACGAAGAGAUCUACUUCGACGAAGACCACGAGUACACCUACGACGAGGACGAAGAGGAGGCCUACGCCACCUACAUCGACGCCCGAAAGAAGCUUGCUGAACAUCGCAGCGCUCGAGGGUACUACCCGGUGAUCGCUCUCACCAACACCAACGCCCUGCCCGUCAGCUCCACCUCAUCAUCUCUACCACCACAUGGCAGCAGAGCUCAGUGCCCACAGAACUCCCAGUCAAACUCCCCGAGCAAGCGGCCGAAACCAGCCAACAGCAUGGUUGCCCAAGAGGAGACCGCCUACCUCGAGGACCACGUCGAUCAGCCCUACAUCACCGGCACGCAGGACGGCGGAGCGUCCAGCGUCCUAUACGGUCAUGACGUCCUGAUGCAGCUCCUCACCAAGCUCUACCACAAGGGCCUCCCCCUCGAGGCCGAACCAACAACAGCAGCAUCUGUGCACCUCCCAGUGUUCACGGCCGGCUACAAAGGCCGCAUCCAGACCUUCAUCGUGGAAGGAGGUACACCCCUCCUCCUCAUCGCACGCCCAGUCCUGGAAGCCCUCAAGGUCAAGAUCGACUAUGCCAAGCAGUCCUGCAGCGUCCUCAAUGAGCCCUGGCAGCCGGCCACAAAAGGGACACUGGGCGAGUACCGACGACGGUAUCGAGGACGCCAUCCACCACGACCUCACCUUCACCUACUCCAGCUCUGCACCCUGGAGGACUACAUCAUGGACACGGGUCGCCCUGGACCCAUCCUGCCUGAAAUCGCCCAACACGUUGAUGGCACUACGCCUGAGAACCUGCCCACCGAUGACGCCCCGGACUUCAACCUCCACGAGGGUGUCACGGAACCGGUACUCGGCGACAUCCCCAACAAAAUCUGGCGCAGCUUUGAUGUUGCUCUUGCAACAUGGCACAACCACGUCAACUUCCACCUCAACCAAGCCACCAAGCACAAGCCGGACGGCAAGAAGGUUUUCUGGGAAGUCUAUGCUUGGGAGGGGAAGCUCUCUCGGGCCAUGGCUGAUCGCGGCUGGAUCGUCCGCACCUUCGACCUCCCGGAGUGGGACUUCACGAAGUCCAACUGCACCAAAGCCUUCUACCAGCUGCUCGAUGAGGAGCUCCCGGAUGCGGUCUGGCUCGCGCCACCCUGCGCACUGAUCGAAGAUGGCGCGAUGGCCGUCCAGUUGAAAGGUGCAGCAGCUCGGCCGGGCGAAGCUCAUGGGCACGAUCAGCGCCUCAACCCGGACGGCAUCCUUCAGAAGAUCCGACACGCUGUCAUCCCUGCGGUGAAGGACUACCAAUGCGAACUCUGCAAUCGCUACGCCAAGCCGGCGCAGACACCGAAAUCCACUACUCGGACCGCCUUCGUGUUCAACCAGCGCCUACAGGCGCACGAGCGCCUGACUCUCCUCGAAAGGAGACACCAAGUACUUCGCCAAGCCAUCGACAUCUUCAUUGCUGAGACCGGACGAGACAGCAUCGAAGGCCUCAAGGACGCCCUCGACUUCACCAUCCCGUCGGGCGUCGGCAUCGGCGGCGAGGAUGGCUUGACUUGCUUUGAGCUGUGGACAUGCAAAAUCGACGAUGUGGUCUCCGAUGAUGAGGAUGUUGACCCGGACCCAAAGCGACCAUCUCCGGACCUCUGUGAACCUCUGGUCGACUACUGGGAGCCUGCUCCUGACGGACUGACCUUCGACCGGGUCCAUCAGUUUCCACGACACCAGCUCUUCUGCCCAUCACCGGACGACCCCGACAUCCCAUACCACCGACUCGGAAGCCUCCGGCACACCGAGAUCUACCGCCUGGCAUCUGACACAGGCCGACCUGCCUCCGAAGCAGAACACCAACCAUUCGACUCGCACUUCGACAUCCAACACCCAUGGAUCGGUCGCACCCGCUUCGUCGUGGUCAACAACAAGGGCGAUGUGACCAUGGGCAACUCACAAGAAACGAUCUCCUACGGCCCCAGCCAUCGCCGUGGCCAACGACCUGGUCCAUAUGAACAACAACCACCCGACAAGACCGCAGACUACUCCUUCAAGGUCGACAUUGUCGACGACACCAGCGACAACAGCAUGCCUCUCCCACCAGGGUGGCACGCUGACGCCUCCGGCCACGUCGUGUUGGACACCAUCCACGACGACUGGACCCUCUCCAAGAAUGGCAGCUACCUCAUCCCCAACCACUACAUCCCUCGGAACACGCUCUACGACCCAAGUGAGGAUGGGAACUGCCCCAUUCCCCUACCCAUGCUCCACAAGUCCCGAACAACUCGCUUCGCAGACGGCCAAUCACGACAAGAUCGUUGGCGCUGCCGCUCCAACCACCUCGACGAGCAAAUCUAUUGGACAGGACGCACCUCCUUCAAGAUUCAGCCGCGAGACCGAGUACGGGCACACGAGCAUUUCUUCAACACGUCAGAAGGUCACCAGACCUAUGCCGGCUCUCCACAACAGCGGAAAAAGGACUCCAAGAACCUCUCCGAGCGCACCAUGAGCCCCGCAGAUCAGCAGAGCUUCAUCGAAACCAAGCGCAAGGAGCUCGCCAGCUUCUUCCAGAACCAGGUGUGGGAGUUCUCAGAUGAGUCAGAAGCUCCGGCACAGCGCAUCUUGCGCGCGCACUUCAUUCUGAAGUGGAGCAAGAACGAGGACGGCAGUCCACGUGCCAAGGCCCGGCUCAUCACGCAGGGAUUCAAAAACCCUGAUGCCCUCAGCGGGAUUGUUGAGCGCACCUCGCCCACCGUGACGAGGCUCACGCGUGGCAUGAUCCUCUCCAUCGCGGCCAACAACGGAUGGGGCACCUUCACGACAGACAUCUCCACCGCAUUUCUCCAAGGACGCGAACAUGCUCUUCACCGCACCUUGUGGGUUCGACUCCCGGCUGACGCACGGAACAUCCUUGGCAUCACCAACUCGCGCAUCCUGAUGCGACUCCGGAAGCCCAUGUACGGCCUGGUUGUAACCACCCGGCCUUUCGGCCCAAUUCGCCACCUGCCCAAAGGGCGGGACUUUCAUCUGAAACCUCGGCCGCGGCCCCGCCAUCAUGGCAUGCGCAGCCUGAGCCACCAGCAGAGCCAGGCCAGUGGAAAACAAGCAGCCCGAUAA